This is a messenger RNA of Emys orbicularis (European pond turtle), 642 nucleotides long. RefSeq names its product dual specificity protein phosphatase 22-A-like. The record is from RefSeq and is a predicted model, not a curated record. Gene Ontology annotation, molecular function: protein tyrosine phosphatase activity; protein tyrosine/serine/threonine phosphatase activity. The transcript is spliced from 7 exons. Gene Ontology annotation, cellular component: cytosol. Bases 1 to 642 code for a protein of 213 amino acids. Gene Ontology annotation, biological process: protein dephosphorylation; signal transduction. Lineage: Eukaryota; Metazoa; Chordata; Testudines; Emydidae.
AUGGGGUCUGGAAUGAGCAAGGUUGUUGAGGGCCUCUACCUGGGAAACAUCCGGGAUUCUGAGGACAGAGAAAAUUUGACAAAGAACAGGGUCACCCACAUCCUGUCUGUGCAUAACAACGCCAGACCUGUGCUGGAGGAUAUGACCUACCUCUGUAUAUCAGUGUCAGAUUCAUCCAGUCAAAACCUGAGCCAGCAUUUUAAGGAGAGCAUCAGGUUCAUUCAUGAAUGCCGGCUCCAUGGGGGAGGCUGCCUCAUUCAUUGCCUGGCUGGAGUUUCCCGCAGCACCACCAUCCUGGUGGCUUACCUUAUGACUGUGACCGACCUCAGCUGGGAGGAGUGUCUGGCUGCCACCAAGGUCGUCCGUUCCUAUGUCAGUCCCAACUUUGGCUUUCAGCAGCAGCUGCAGGAGUACGAGAGAACUCUGCUCAAGGAGUACCGAGCCUGGGUUCGACAAGAGUAUGGCAAGAAUCCAUUUAACGACCAAGAAGAGCUGCAGCACUUAAUCACUGAGCAGGAAGAGAAACAGAGAGAACAGCAGCUUGGAAGCAGGGAGAAUCACUGGAUCAACUCCCCGACACCCAAUUACCCGCUUCCCUACAAUGCCUAUGGUACCAGCAGCAACAGAUGGAUGAACAGAUAA